This is a messenger RNA of Conger conger (European conger), 713 nucleotides long. RefSeq names its product crystallin, gamma S2 (gene crygs2). Bases 1 to 618 code for a protein of 205 amino acids. Gene Ontology annotation, biological process: visual perception; lens development in camera-type eye. The transcript has 3 exons. The record is from RefSeq and is a predicted model, not a curated record. Gene Ontology annotation, molecular function: structural constituent of eye lens. Lineage: Eukaryota; Metazoa; Chordata; Actinopteri; Anguilliformes; Congridae.
AUGGGCAAGCUAGACCAGCUUUACGACCAGAUCAUACCCAGCAAGACCAGCUCAAUUUUCAGCUGGAUUGUUACAGCAGGGGUGUUCCCGCUUUCUUCCCAGAUCGUGUUCUACGAGGACAAGAACUUCCAGGGCCGCCGCUAUGAGUGCGACAGCGACUGCACGGACUUCCACUCCUACCUGAGCCGCUGCAACUCCAUCCGCGUGGACGGCGGGGCCUGGGUGGUGUACGAACGGCCCAACUACAUGGGCUACCAGUACGUGCUGACCCGCGGAGAGUACCCCGACUACCAGCGCUGGAUGGGCCUCAACGACCGCCUCUGCUCCUGCAAGAUGAUCCACUUCGCUAGCGGGACUCAGUACAAGAUCCAGCUGUACGACAACGCCGACUUCGCGGGCCAGGCCUUCGAGGCGACGGACGACUGCCCCUCCAUCCUGGAGCGCUUCCGCUCCCGGGAGGUCCACUCCUGCAAGGUCCUGGAGGGCGUGUGGGUCUUCUACGAGCACCCCAACUACCGCGGCCGCCAGUACCUGCUGGAGAAGGGCGAGUACCGCAAGCCUGUGGACUGGGGCGCAGUGUGCGCCACGGUCCAGUCCUUCCGCCGCCUCACCGAGUGAUCUGCGCCAUCCUCCUCCUCCUCCUCCUCUUCCUCCCUCCCUCCUCCCACGCCCUGUUCCCUCUCCCUGAGGUGAAAUCGCUCUCGGUCGCCCGA